Molecule: messenger RNA, 1564 nt
Organism: Lolium rigidum
Lineage: Eukaryota; Viridiplantae; Streptophyta; Magnoliopsida; Poales; Poaceae
Product: multiple organellar RNA editing factor 1, mitochondrial-like
Exons: 5
Coding region: 1-1287 (428 amino acids)
Biological process (GO): mitochondrial mRNA modification; cytidine to uridine editing
Cellular component (GO): mitochondrion
Source: RefSeq, a predicted model, not a curated record
AUGGCCCUCGCGCUCCGCCUACGGCGAGCCCUCGCCGCCGCCUCCACCUCCGCCCCGCUCCUCCGCCCGGCCGCCUCCGCCGCGGUCUCCCCCUCCCGAUCCCUCCUCCCCGCCCCCCUCGCCCCGUCUCUCCCCCGCCGGUUCCUCCCCGGCGGAGCCGCCGGCUUCCGCUCGACUGCGGCGGCCGCGGCCCGGGGAAACUACGGGGGCGGGGCCGAUGACUCCCACAUCUCCCCCGACGAGAUCCUCUUCGAGGGGUGCGACUACAAGCACUGGCUCAUCACCAUGGAGUUCCCCGACCCCAAGCCGUCCCGCGAGGAGAUGAUCGAGACCUACCUCAACACCCUCGCCAAGGUCGUCGGAAGUUACGAGGAAGCUAAGAAGAGAAUGUAUGCUCUUAGUACAACAACAUAUGUUGGUUUUCAAGCUGAAAUGUCUGAGGAAAUGUCAGAAAAAUUUCGCGGAUUGCCGGGAGUAGUUUUCAUCUUGCCUGAUUCAUAUCUAUUCCCAGAGACGAAGGAGUAUGGAGGAGAUAAAUACGAGAAUGGUGUCAUAACUCCAAGAGCACCACCUACACAUUAUAGCAAACCGUCAAGGACUGACAGAAACCGCAGCUUCCGUGGAAACUACCAGGACAACCCUCCACCACAAGGAAAUUACCCAAGAGGCCCACCACCGCAAGGAAAUUAUCAGGACAACCCUCCACCACGAGGAAAUUACAACAGCGGCCCACCACCACAAGGAAACUUCCAACCCUACCGUCCGCCGCAAGAUGGGAGGGGCUACAACCCACAGCAGAGUUACGCACAAGCUGGACAAGAUGGUAGAGGUUAUGCGAGGAAUAAUUCUGCAGACCGCUCAGGUUACAAUGGACCGCCUGCUCCUGGUGCUUUCGAAGGGCAGGUAAAUCAACCUGGUCAAGGUUACCAAAACCCGCAAGAGGUCAGGAACUUCUCGCAAGGGCAGGCAGGAGAUUUCAGGUCUGGUGGUCCUCCAGCACCUGGAACCUACGGGCAACCCUCUGGACCUGGAACCUACGGGCAACCCUCUGGACCUGGAACCUAUGGGCAACCACCUGCACCAACAUACCCUGGAGGUAACCAAGGUGGUCCUGGUACGGGUAUUGGUUUUGGUGGAGAUAACAGACAGGGGGCAGGACCUGCAUAUGGUGGAGAUAACAGACAGGGGGCAGGACCUGCAUAUGGUGGAGAUAACCUGCAUGGGGGUUCUGGCCAGUAUUCUAGCCCAGGUGAAGGACAACAAGGGAACUGGCAGGGUAGGCAGUAAGAGCUUGAUGCGAGCUUGGCCGAAGCGCAAAGGCACUAGUUGCUCUACUUGAAAUGUAGGAACUCCCACCUGUAAAAUAAACGACUGAACUACUAUACCUCUUCCUGCUGUCUGCGUUUAAAUUCGUGGCUUAUUAUGUACAGCAGUCAGGAGGGGGACUAGAUUAUUUGUAGCCAUACGUUUGAGGUUUUCAGAGGUUCGUGGAGUCAGGAACAGUGUGCUUCUGAUGGAUGUUGUUUCUGUUUUAUAUAUCGUUGAAUCUGUGGUGUAUUUCUAA